AUGGACUUGUCAAUCUGCGGAACAUGCGGGGUGCAGUACGAUACCACAUCUGUGAAGUCUUGCAAAAUAUGUGAUGAUCCUCGACAAUAUGUUCCUACUCAUGGGCAACGGUGGACAACGCUACGUUCUCUGCUGGAGUCAAGGAAGUAUCGCAACGGGUUCAAGACGAACGAGAAGCACCCAGGGCUUGUGAGCAUUUUCACUGUCCCUGAGGUGGCUAUCGGACAGCGAGCAUUUCUCUGCUGCACGCCCAAAGGCAAUAUCCUUUGGGACUGUAUAACGUAUCUUGACGAGAAGACGGUCCGCCGUGUCAAUGAGCUCGGUGGAAUACGGGCGAUUGCCAUUUCCCAUCCCCAUUUCUACUCAACAGCUAUCCAUUGGGCCGAAGCUUUUCAAUGUCCUGUGUACUACUCUGCAGAAGACGAAGAAUGGAUUCAGCGCUUUUUCGACCACGGCCCCGAAAGGGUGGUUGCAGGCUCAGAACCCCUAAACCACUCGGGGCCCAAACAGAUUCUGUGGGAAGGGAGUGAGCUGAACCUCCUUGACGGCCAAAUUAAGAUUCUCAAAACUGGAGGGCAUUUCCCUGGGAGCUCCGUUUUGUACUGGAAAGAUACAAAGAGGUUGCUGGUGGCUGAUACUAUCCAGGUUGUACCCAGCGGGGUGUACCAUGUUGACAGGCCGAAAGGCACAGCUUCGUACACUUUUAUGUGGUCAUACCCGAAUCAAGUGCGCUCUAUACUCCCUUCACUUCCUAUAUCAGGUAUAUUGGGGCUCUAUUUUAUCAAUGGUGGCUAA
Messenger RNA from Arthroderma uncinatum, 795 nucleotides. RefSeq names its product metallo-beta-lactamase. Bases 1 to 795 code for a protein of 264 amino acids. NCBI's taxonomy places the organism in Eukaryota, Fungi, Ascomycota, Eurotiomycetes, Onygenales, Arthrodermataceae. The record is from RefSeq and is a predicted model, not a curated record. The transcript has 2 exons.